AUGUGGUGGAAAACAACGUCUAUCUAUAGGGCUAAGCUCCCGCUCAAAGAGAUGGAGAAUUGGGCCGCAGGAAAGUCUUGUAGGCCCGUUUUCCCGUUACAUAUACAUGUCCACACUCCUGGGUUGAACAUCCAUGAAGCCGAGUCGUUGGUUCAAGCAACACAGCAUGCUCUUGAUGACCUGAACGACUUUUCUGCGCACCAUCUCCGCCUACGACUUGUGAAAACCAAGGAAAGCCCAAGUUCUGAGACUGGUGCAGUCAACGAAGCUGUUGGAGAGCGUUCCUUAGUACUACGGCUUAUCCCGCGUGCAAAUAUUACUGUGAUCUCCUCCAAUGUACACCCUUACUCUGAGCGAUUGGAUAUUUUUUAUCCAUCUAGCCAGGCGCAACCGCAAACCCCCUCUCAUUCACCUCUUACAACGUUUAUUGCAAACGAGCUACGUACGUUAUUCAAUGAGGAGAAGGCCACACUGGAGUAUAUCCUCUCGCAGAGCAAUAGUGUGACCACCUCUUCAAAGCAUGCAGCACAAGGGGCAGUCAACAAGGACCAGAGGGCGAAUGUUCUCAGCUCUGCGAUACAGCUUGAAUCCAUUGCUAGUCGUGUGAAGAAAUCGUUUAAAUACGCAGAAACUUACCAUCUAAGCUUUUCUCUCUUCACACCGGGCCAUGCCCCGUCAUCAUGGGACAUUGAACCAGCGUUAAAAGCAUACCUAUUCCCUCUGCUCAACGUGUUUUCCCCCAUUAGCAAUUUCUCGGUUGAUACCCAAGUGCAAGUCUACGCUAAAUUCUCACCAACCGCAACACCUCCUGAAUAUGAUGAGAGUAAAGCUGCUUGGACCCUCAAGCAGGAUGAUUUGAGCGGGUUCAUCAACGCGGCGGAAUGGCCUCUCAGUCCAAGUAUAGGCGGUGGGCCAACCAUCAACUUCAUUCUUUACGUUCCGUCACCGGCACAAUCACCACUCGUGGUUAAAGAUAAUGCUGCCACAAGCUGGCUUAUCCCUCAGUGGGGAGGGGUAGUCAUCUUAAAUCCUCCAUUAUCCAACAUCUCAGAACUGCAGCACCCAUCUCACCUUUCCCGCGAGGCUUUAAAGCCCGCUAUGGACACGUUUUCACACCAACUCCUUACACUUCUCGGCACUCCUACAUCGUCACCAUCUUUACCACUACGUCUUCAAAGCCUGAUCCGGAUCCAUACCGCAUCGCUCCUCUUGUCGGCAUCAUCUACAAUGGGCUCCCUUGCGCGCCUUACUCUCUCGCUCCCCUCUAUACCAAUCCCCGUUACGGUCGCAAACUCUGUCUCUCACACCCUAUCCCACCUUUCUUCUACCUGUGAAAUGCUACACCAAGGUGCCUUUGAAUCAGCCCUUGCUCACGCUAGAAUUGCUGAAAAGGAAGCUGAACGCAGCUUUUUUGAGAAAAGUAUGGUUGGUCAGGUGUAUUUCCCAGACGAGCAUAAAGUAGCUGUGUAUCUUCCACUUUUAGGACCAAUCGGGGUUCCGUUAGUCCUAGGGCUGAUUAAAGAGAUAAAGAGAAUGUUGCUUGGUUAA
Trichophyton rubrum CBS 118892 is the source of this 1548-nucleotide messenger RNA. RefSeq lists its product as uncharacterized. NCBI's taxonomy places the organism in Eukaryota, Fungi, Ascomycota, Eurotiomycetes, Onygenales, Arthrodermataceae. The transcript is spliced from 2 exons. The record is from RefSeq and is a predicted model, not a curated record. Bases 1 to 1548 code for a protein of 515 amino acids. Gene Ontology annotation, cellular component: GPI-anchor transamidase complex. Gene Ontology annotation, biological process: attachment of GPI anchor to protein.